Molecule: messenger RNA, 1146 nt
Organism: Oryza brachyantha (malo sina)
Lineage: Eukaryota; Viridiplantae; Streptophyta; Magnoliopsida; Poales; Poaceae
Product: deoxycytidylate deaminase
Exons: 8
Coding region: 86-823 (245 amino acids)
Molecular function (GO): zinc ion binding; hydrolase activity
Source: RefSeq, a predicted model, not a curated record
CCGCGUUUCGCAAGUGGCGCCGCCGCACUCCACGCCGCCGGUACGCGCUACUCCCUUCCCUUCCCUUCCCGCCCGAGCGAGCACGAUGGCCUCGGGGAGGGACCUCGCCAUAGCGUCAGUCUCCGCCGCCGUAGGUGCCGUAGCCGCAGCGGCAGCGGUGCGCUUCCUGUCCUCCCACGGGGCCACCCCCGCCAAGCACCAGGCGCCGCCCGCGCCGUGCGCCGAGCAGCUCGAGGCCAACGGAUGCGCCGCCGACCGCCCGCCGGUGCAGUCCCCCUUUGAUCCCGCCAAGAGAGAAGGGUACAUCUCCUGGGACGACUACUUCAUGGCGAUCGCGUUCCUUUCGGCUGAGCGAUCCAAGGAUCCUAAUCGGCAGGUUGGAGCGUGCUUGGUUAGCCAAGAGGGGAUAAUCCUAGGAAUUGGGUAUAAUGGAUUUCCUAGAGGUUGUUCUGACAAUAAGCUUCCCUGGGCAAAGAAAUCUGCAAAUGGAGAUCCAUUGGAAACAAAAUACCCCUAUGUUGUCCAUGCUGAGGUUAAUGCUAUUUUAAACACAAACCAUGCUUCAGCGGCUGGACAGAAAUUAUAUGUUACCAUGUUCCCCUGCAAUGAAUGUGCUAAGAUUAUUAUCCAGUCUGGUGUAUCUGAAGUCAUAUAUUUUGUCGAGAAAAGGAUUGACAACUCUGAUUAUGUUUACGUAGCCUCACACAAGUUGUUAUCAAUGGCUGGUGUUAAGGUCAGGAAACACCAACCACAGAUGUCACAAAUACCAAUCAAGUUUCAGGAGCCUCGUAACUGUACUAGGGAAAGAACGGUCUGCCUUUAAGGAGCGCAACAUGGAAAUCCAUUUAGCUGAUCUUAUCUUCGUUUGUUUUCUCCUUGUCCCCUUCAUAUACCUUGCUGUGCUUAAGUAUAAGAUUUCUGUUGAUCAUGGGAUUCAUGGCAGCAAAGAACAAAUCAUUGUCUCUGUUCAUUCAACGUCGUAAGUUGGCAUGAUCCUCCAGGAUGCUGUUAAACAGAGUAUGGAGUACAUAUCAUGUCUCUAUUUGUUUCACCACUUGUUAAUUACUUUAGAUCCUGAUUGGCGAAUGAGUUUAUUAGAGCUGGGAUUGGGAAGUACAAAUGAGCGGAUGGUUAGGAUUAAAUGAG